Zea mays is the source of this 1279-nucleotide messenger RNA. RefSeq lists its product as uncharacterized. Gene Ontology annotation, biological process: regulation of transcription by RNA polymerase II. The transcript has 2 exons. NCBI's taxonomy places the organism in Eukaryota, Viridiplantae, Streptophyta, Magnoliopsida, Poales, Poaceae. The record is from RefSeq and is marked provisional. Gene Ontology annotation, cellular component: RNA polymerase II transcription regulator complex. Bases 243 to 932 code for a protein of 229 amino acids. Gene Ontology annotation, molecular function: DNA-binding transcription factor activity, RNA polymerase II-specific; RNA polymerase II transcription regulatory region sequence-specific DNA binding; protein dimerization activity.
CAGUGCCACGGAGCCAUCUCCCCCGGCCUCUAUCUCUAUCUCUCUCGUCUUGUCUUGGCCUCCUUGCCUUCUCCCCCCUCCGUGCCGUGGCCAGUGGGUGCUGUUGCAAGUUGCAACUUGUCCCUCCCAACCCAAGGCAGCAAGCAAAGCACAGCAGUGCUGUUGCUUCACGCCCGGCAGGAGCAGCGACGAGCCGACGAGAACAGCCAAGGAGAGAUCUGCAGACCGGUCGGUCGAUCGAGAUGAAGAGCCGGAGGCAGAGCAGCGGGGGCAGCUCGGGCGCCUGCGCCGCGGGGGAGAGGAACGCGCACAGCAGCGGCGGGGGGUGCAAGCUGGAGAGGAAGGACGUGGAGAAGAACCGGAGGCUGCACAUGAAGGGCCUCUGCCUCAAGCUCUCCUCCCUCAUCCCUCCCGCCGCCGCCACCACGCACGCCUCCCUCCUCUCCGACGCCGCGUCGGCGGCGGUGUCCUCCAAUCCCGGCAACAAGCAGGACGCGGUGACGCAGCUGGACCAGCUGGACAGCGCGGCGGCGUACAUCAAGCAGCUCAAGGAGCGGAUCGAGGCGCUGAAGCAGCGGAAGGCGGGCUGCUGCAACGGCGGCGGCGCGGCCACGGAGGCUGCAACGGCGGCGGCCGGGUCCACCGGCGGCGGCGGAGGCGUGCGCAUGCCGGUCAUCGAGGUGCGGUGCCAGGACGGGACGCUGGACGUGGUGCUCAUCAGCGAGGCCGCCAGGCCCUUCAAGCUGCACGAGGUCAUCACCGUGCUGGAGCAGGAGGGCGCCGAGGUGGUCAGCGCCAGCUUCUCCGUCAUCGGGGACAAGAUAUUCUACACCGUCCACUCGCAGGCGCUCAGCCCCAGGAUCGGCGUCGACGCCGCCAGGGUCUCCCAGAGGCUGCACGCGCUGCUGCUUGCUCCGACGAUCCUCGUCUGAGCUGAGAGAGACCUCCAGACCACGGCCUAUGCAACCACCGUGCUAAUGGCGUAGUAGUACUCUAGUAUAGUACUAGUACUGUAUGAGUUGGUAGUCAAAGCUGCAGCCUGCAGCAGAGAGCGGUGCAGUAGCGGGGAACUAUAAACCGCCGGCGCAUUCUUGCUGGUUUCUUUGCAGUUGUGCAUAUUUAGGAGCGAGCAAAGUAAACACAGGCUGCCUUUUUGUUUUUGUUUUUGUCUCUCCCACCUCUUCGAACCAGUAGACUACUACUGCUACUACUUGUGUCUAUCAGUCUAUGCUCGGAUCCAGUGUUAAUUGUUUUACCAGAAAUAACUACAGUUUUGCUU